This is a messenger RNA of Formica exsecta, 4603 nucleotides long. Its product is annotated as CDK5 and ABL1 enzyme substrate 2-like. The record is from RefSeq and is a predicted model, not a curated record. The transcript has 11 exons. Bases 313 to 2352 code for a protein of 679 amino acids. NCBI's taxonomy places the organism in Eukaryota, Metazoa, Arthropoda, Insecta, Hymenoptera, Formicidae. Gene Ontology annotation, biological process: regulation of cell cycle.
UCGAAAUGUUCAAAUUUUAAAUCUCGUUGCGUUAUCAAGCCAUGAAAAACAUGAUCUGUGACAUAAUAUUUCCCUACGUAUAUGUAUGUACAUACACACUCCCCUCUACACUCGUUCCAAGUUCCAAGCACCGUUCGUAUGUGGCGGAAGGCGGGAGGAUAGGUCGCUCUUCGCGCUGUUGCGUAGUAGGUAAAGUCAUACGGUAGACAACGUGUGUGUGUUUCGUGAAGCAGCUCGUUUAAGGAAACUACAUGAUGAUCAGCAAUACCGGUUCACGUUUCUACGUGUGGUGCAUGGCUGCGAUUGUAAUUUAUGAUAUUAGAACUAAGUGUAUCAAUAGUGACAAUGCGUUGUGAUCCUAGUAGUUGUCCUUGUUCGGUAAAGUCGUCGUCGCCGUCGCCGUCGCCGUCGCCGUCGUCGCCGUCGCCGUCGUCGCCGUUGCCGUCGUCGUCGCCGUCGCCGCCAUCGUCGUCGUCGCCGCCGCCGUCGCCUUCGCCGUCGUCGUCGUCGUCGACGUCGCUGUCACCAUCGUCGUCGUCGUCGCCGUCGUCGCCGUCGUCAUCAUCGUCGUCGUCGUCGCCGUCGUCGUCGCCGUUGUCAUCGGGCCCACGUUAUCACUACUUAUCUCGAAGAUUGGCCGCCCUCACAUUCCUCUCCAACAUCUCUCUUGACGGCAGUCACCGGGACACCAAGUUUGCCGUCUUGUCACAAAGUGAACCGACUCACGAGCGUACGUUAAGCGAUGGCCAAUCAAAUCAACAAACGGUGCUCGAAGUGUAUCAGAGCGCUGACUUUGAGGUCUCCAUGGAAGAAGUUUUAGACGGUUGCACGGAAGAGGAGACGCACGAUUUCUCGCAAAAUGAAAUGAUAGAGCAAACCAACUCUCCGCUAUUAGUGCACAAAGGCACCGAUCAUAACUCUUACAGUUCUGAUUCGGAUGGACUAUUCACACCUGCCAAGGCAGCAGUUACCAUGUUCUUAGAGCAGGAGAGAAAUCAUCUGCAAUUGUCUUAUGGCAUGCAUUCGUUUAGAGAACGAACUGGAACUACUGGAAGCGACUACUCUUUACCAGAAAGACGUGUGGGCUCUUUACAAUAUAAGAAGCGCAUAAGUCAUCAAACAUCUACGCUUUCGGAAGACAUUAAGCAUCAAUACAAUAGUAGCAGUGAGAGCAUUGGCUCCAUACAUUCAAAAGCCCAAUUAUCAAAACUAAAGACAAAGGCAGUGAACAGUGUGCAACCUAUUUCUACAAAUAGUAGCAUAAUACCAGAAGUUGCAAAGGAGUUGCGUUUGUUACAACGGCCUGUGAAUGGCUGUAAAUUUGGAGAUGAUAGAUUGGUCUUGGUAUCAAACCAGCAUGUACCAUUUGUAGUAUUUUCUGCUAUUCCAUACAACAAAGGACAACGUUCCAGUUGGUCAGAAUUACGUAAAGACACAACUCGAAGAAAAAAUGUUUCAUCUCAAAGACCAUUAUCAGCAAUCAAUGACAGUAUUGAUCCAUUUGGGUUGUUGGGUAUAGAGCAUGCUAAAGAUGGCCAGGAAAUAUCUUAUGGGCAAUUACUUGUACCAUCUAGACAAUUCCAAAGGGAUAAAAAAUUGAAUCUUAAUGAAAAUGAAGCUAUGGAAUUAACACAUUUUAUACCUAAUAAACAUCACGUGGUACAAAGGACAAAAACAAUUACUUGGAAUGUGGAUCACAAAAAAUGGUGUCUAUCUUAUGAUACAGCUACAAAUCGGACUCAUUACAUAACUUCCGAGUCUCCACCUUUGUCUUUCAGUGCUGAUUCCAAAGCUUAUGAGUGGGAUGAGCAAUCUGCCCAAUAUAAUCCAAAUUUAUUGGAUGAUCCAGAACUUAUUGCUGGGAAACAUAGAACACUAUUAACGUUUACAUCAUAUAUGGCAUCUGUUAUUGAUUAUGUAAGACCUUCCGAUUUGAAGAAAGAGUUAAAUGAUAAAUUCAAGGAGAAAUUUCCUCAUAUACAACUCACUCUCAGUAAGCUUCGUAGUUUAAAACGGGAAAUGAGAAAAAUAGCUAAAUUAGAGUAUGGCAUCGAUUUACUCACUGUUGCAAUGGCUUAUGUAUACUUUGAGAAGCUUAUUCUUCGAAAUAUCGUGACAAAGCAAACGCGGAAAUUAUGCGCUGGUGCUUGUUUACUUCUCGCGGCAAAAUUGAAUGAUGUGAAGGGUGAUAUUCUUAAAUCGCUUAUUGAGAGAAUUGAGGGUGUAUUCCGUUUAAAUCGCAAGGACUUAAUUACAUCUGAGUUUGCUGUGUUGGUAGCUUUAGAAUUUGGUCUGCAUCUGCCAACAUGGGAAAUAUUUCCUCAUUAUCAACGAUUGAUCUAUGAGUCCUGACAUUCUUUCAUUCUUUUUAUACAAUCCCAAAAUGUCUCUGUGAAAAAAUCUGAACAGUAAAGCAUAUCCGUAAUAAUAAUCUUAAUAAUUUGGAAGCUAUAUCAACAAGCUUCAAGACAUUAUUACAUUAUAUACUUGAGGUAUCUUCUUUGUCCAUUUCUUCGAUUUAAUUCAAUUAUGUACAAUAAUGGUUUAAUAUGAAGGACCCUAUCAAAGGAAUAACGAUUGGAAAAACAAUGCUUAUGAGGUUCUUAUUGUAAUCGUUUCUGUGAGUUACCAAUGCAGUACUUGCUGCAUGCUGUGAAUAUUAUUUUAUUAUAUAUUUGAACAUAUUUAACUUCCUGUUUAAAUAUCAGAAAAUGAUUAAUGUUAAAGAGAAAUCAUAUUUAACUAUGGCAUGAUUAAAAUAUUUGUAAUAAGUAAAUAUUAUAUACAUACGCGUGUAAGAGAAAGAGAAGUUUAUAAAAUAUUUUAACUCUGAGUUGCCUUUUAUGAAAAAUAUUAUGUCAGCGGUUUUGUGUGAUAUGCAGUCUUUUUUAGAUAAGAAAAUAAAAAUAAAUAGGUAUAUAUAUAAUAAGUUUAUAAGUAAGUUUAUUUUGAUGAUUGUGCAUGUUUUUAUAUAUUUCACUAUUUUAUGUGUCAAAAUAUAUAUAACCUUUAAUCAUUUUAAUUCUAUGAUAAGAAUACUAAAGCAAUGUUUGAAACAAGAUAUCUAAAUAACUUCUUACAUUUUGAAUUGCUAGAGAUAAAGAUGUGGUCAAAGAAGAACAUCGUAGUUUUUUUUUUUUUUUUUUUUCUACAAUAUCACAAAUUUAUCUGAAACAUUUUUCUCUCUACUCAAAUAUAGAAAAAUUAUUUAGGUAACUUGUUUUUGUGCAUCAUCUUGUGUGAUUAUAUUGUUAUAUAUUUCACAAAACCGCUACUAUUUUGGUUAUACAGAUUCACUUCUUUAACAAAAUAAAAAUUUACUUGGUUUUAAAAGAGAAAGAAUGUUAACAGAAAAAUUGCUAUAUGUAUGAAAGAAUAAACAAACACAAACUUGAUGCUUCUUACAAAAGCAUGAUAGUAAUAAAAUAUUGAGUAUAGAUACCAAAUACAUAUAACAAAAUAUUAAAAUAGCUUAGAGAGUACAUUUCUCACAAAUGUGUGUGUUAGCAUAAUAGUCAAAAUUUAAAAUAGUAUGUACUUCAUGGCAGUAAAUAAUGACUAAAAAUGUGAAUAACAUAUAAUUACUUAAUUUUUUGAAAUAAUAUCAUAUUAAUUCUACAAUAAAAAUAUUCUCUCACAUUUACAAUAAUAAUUAUGUUACAUAAUAAUUAUAGAGUAUGAAAAAAGGUUUUAAAAUUCCAUAUAAAUGUUCUUUUAAUGAAGUUUAUUAUGUAUGUAGAUAUAUUAGAUAAAUUCAUGAUACAUUGUGAAGUUUUUUUAUUAAAGUUUCUCAUUUUUUGUGGUGUCUAUAUAAAGUAUUUCUGAUAUAUCCAUACAAUGAGUUACUUAAAGUUUGUAUAAUUUGCAUUAUAACAUAUUCAUAUACUUUCUUUUGAUUUAUAAAUUAGAGAUUAAAAAUAAUCAUUAGUAUUUUAAGUGUUAUUAAAAUAUGAUUAUGUAUUUCACUUCAAAAACCUAUUUGUUUUGUAUAACAUAAAUGUAAGUAGUUGUUUUUUUAAUUAUUGAGUAUAUAGUUUAUUGAAAAGUAAUAUGUAUGUGUGUGUGUGUGUGUGUGUGUAUAUAUAUAUAUACACACACAUAUAUAAUACCAGCUUUUUAUUUUUUCAAUAAGUGUCAAGUGUUUUUUCCAAUUUAACCAAUUGAUAAUCCUGAUCAAAUUGUAAAUACUAUGGAAGUUAAAUGAGUGUGAUAAAGAUAAACUCUUGUGUAGCAUUAUAAAAUAAUCUAUAUCCUAUAUAUAUUUUAUUAUUUUGUUGUAUUUAAACUGAGUCAUGUUCUUUUUAGAGAUUACUAAUAUAUUACAGAUAUUUUUCAGAUUAGAAUAUAUAGGUGUAUCCCUUAUUUUUAGAAAGAUAUUAGGAAAGUAUGAGAUAGGUGUCUUUCUGAAGGGUAGUUUUAAUCAAGAAUUGUAACGUUUUUCUCAAAAACUGACCAAGUUAAAUGUGCUUGAUACAUAAUUUUUAUUUAUAUACUUUAUACUGUACAAAACCUUUCCAUCAUAAAAACAAACCAGUGAGACUUAAAUUGUAUUUAAACUGACUUGUAGAAUAUGUAUUUUGUGCUCAAUUAUAUUUAUCUAUAU